This is a messenger RNA of Prorocentrum cordatum, 330 nucleotides long. The record is from the annotation of a GenBank genome assembly. NCBI's taxonomy places the organism in Eukaryota, Dinophyceae, Prorocentrales, Prorocentraceae.
AUGCCCCGGUCGGACUACAUGGACUUCGACGCCAAGGGCUGCAAUCUGUCCGACUCCCGGGAGAUGUUCCUGAAGCUGCGAGGCGCCAGCCGCGGGCGAGCCGACCGACGCCGGAGCCGCAGCCGCAGCCGCAGCGGCAAGAAGAAGAAGAAGGAGAAGGAGAAGAAGAAAAAGAAGAGCACGAGGCGCAGCAGCAGCAGCGGCGCCGCCGCCGCCGACGCCGCGAGCACCGACAGCCGCGUGCGGAGGAUCCGGAGCCGCACCAAGGCCGGCCGCGGCGGCAGCUCCGCGCCCCCCGCGGCGGCCGCCUCCGCCUCCGCGGCCGCCGCC